This is a messenger RNA of Closterium sp. Yama58-4, 527 nucleotides long. Lineage: Eukaryota; Viridiplantae; Streptophyta; Zygnematophyceae; Desmidiales; Closteriaceae. The record is from the annotation of a GenBank genome assembly.
CACAUGGGUUAGCGGAAGGGAGGGAAGGUGCAGAUCUUUUGCACAGGGUAGGUGCAGAGGCGCACAGGGUAGGUGCAGAGGCGCACAGGGUAGGUGCAGAGGCGCACAGGGUAGGUGCAGAGGCGCACAGGGUAGGUGCAGAGGCGCACAGGGUAGGUGCAGAGGCGCACAGGGUAGGUGCAGAGGCGCACAGGGUAGGUGCAGAGGCGCACAGGGUAGGUGCAGAGGCGCACAGGGUAGGUGCAGAGGCGCACAGGGUAGGUGCAGAGGCGCACAAGGUAGGUGCAGAGGCGCACAGGGUAGGUGCAGAGGCGCACAGGGUAGGUGCAGAGGCGCACAGGUCCACCCUUUCCCUUGACUCUCGCAACCCUCCUCCCCUCCUUCCUCAACCCUCUCGCGUGGAGGAUGAGGUGCUGCGGGCGCGGCUGCUGGAGGCAGAGGGGGAGGCAGCGGCCUGUCGGUCAGCAGAGGGCAACGAGGAGCGAGUGGAGGCGAUGAGAGGGCAGGCGGAGCAGCUGGAGAGGUAG